Fundulus heteroclitus (mummichog) is the source of this 7834-nucleotide messenger RNA. RefSeq lists its product as uncharacterized. Gene Ontology annotation, cellular component: membrane. Lineage: Eukaryota; Metazoa; Chordata; Actinopteri; Cyprinodontiformes; Fundulidae. Gene Ontology annotation, biological process: protein targeting; protein import. The transcript is spliced from 11 exons. Gene Ontology annotation, molecular function: ATP binding; ABC-type protein transporter activity. The record is from RefSeq and is a predicted model, not a curated record. Bases 294 to 7688 code for a protein of 2464 amino acids.
CACAGCAGCAGACUCAGGGGAGAGGAGACUUCCAGCAGGACUUGGUCUGCAGCCUUUGCUACAGGAAACGCUGCGGUGUCGACCCGUUAGCUCAGCGUCUCCCUGCCUUCCUGCUCUGCUGCAGCGCUGCUUCCUGGAAAUCAGCUGUCAGGGAACAGGCUGCUUUCUCUUUCCUGUAAACCACGUGGUUCUCUGGGUCUGCUCCAGCUGGCCUGGCACAGCGGUUUCAUUUUCAACCUACAGGAACAACCCAGGAUCUGCUCCUGGUUCUGUCUCUGACCCCAGAGCUGAAAAUGCCAAUCAUCAUUACCAUAACUAAUGAGACCCCUUACACCUGGUACUACUCUUAUGAAAAAGACAAGGAUGGGAGCAAACUGAAGGCACAUGGCACGGCCACUGGACGAUGGCCUUUAGGGUUUUCUUUAUUAAAAUAUCCAUUCCGGAUGUUUGACGCUGUGUUGGAUAGAGGGAUCUUCCUUAGCUAUGGAGACCACUCUAGGUGGGACCUUCAAUCUGACAAUCGCAUCGAUGAUUUCACUUUAAGAGAGAGCGAUGAUCGGAGAAACUUUGAGCUGGUCAACAGUUCUGAUGAGGUAGUUGACCGCUGUCCCAACUUCGCAAGAAUCGAAGAAGAGAAACGAGAACGAGAGGAACGCAAAAGACGACAAGAGGAAGAGAAACGCAGGAAGAAGGAAGAGGAGGAGAGGCGUCAAGCAGAGUUGGAGCGAAUGAGAAAGAUCCAAGAGGAGAGAAAGAGGAAACAGGAACAACAAGAACGUGAAAGACUAGACCGGGAACGCAGAGAACGUGAACGACAGAAACAGGAACAACUAAAACGGGAAAGACUAGAACAGGAACGCAGAGAACGUCAAAGACUAGAACAGGAACGCAGAGAACAGGAAAGACUAGAACAGGAACGCAGAGAACGUCAAAGACUAGAACAGGAACGCAGAGAACGUCAAAGACUAGAACAGGAACGCAGAGAACGUCAAAGACUAGAACAGGAACGCAGAGAACGUCAAAGACUAGAACAGGAACGCAGAGAACAGGAAAGACUAGAACAGGAACGCAGAGAACGUCAAAGACUAGAACAGGAACAACAAGAACGUGAAAGAGUAGAAUGGGAGGAAAAGAAAAAACGUCAAAGAGCGCUGCUGAGGAAAAUGCAAGAACAGGAGGAAAGACGUGUGGCAGAGCUGGAACAAGCCAGGAGAAUCCAGGAACAGAUUUACUGGGAGAAUAAAGCCUCAGAGUGGAAGUUCAAGGAAGCUCAGGAAAGACUUGAGGAGCAACAACAAGCGAGAGGACAAGUACAGCAGCAGCAGAGUGAAGUUCUGCACCAGCUGCUGGACGAUCACUCAGCUCACAUCGAGAGAGAUGAGGUUGGAGAUGUGCAGCUCAAAUUUGAAGAACUUAUGUCAAGCUACGAAAUCACAGAGAAUGAAAAGUCAGAGAUCAACCUUGAAGACAGAAUGAAGUCUCUCCAAAAUAAGCUGAUGUUAGAUUACCUAACACAGCACAAUAUCCCUGCCUGGUCACAGUGGGCUCUGGAUCAGGCCACUGGAUAUGUGGAUCUUUCCCUGACUGAGCGUUUCAGUGUCUUGGAGGCAGUGGCCAAGGUUACACUGGAGGGUGACCCUGAUUUUGGGUCUGAACACAUUACUGGACAAGACAAAAAGAAUAAAUUCUUCCUCAGUUUGCAAGAUCAGCUGCAGAUCUCUAACCCAACUCUGGCCAGACAGAUUUUAGUAAAUAUUCUUGAAGUGACUUCUGUGUUGCCUAAACAAGGCAAGGAGAUCCUCAGUCAAAUACUUUUCAACAACAUCUGGACUCCAAAAGAAAUCAAGCUUUUCACGGGACGGACCCGGGGCGUUGAUCAGGAAAUAGUUUCAAAAAUCCUUCAUAAGGUAUGCACCUAUAAGCUAAGCUGUAUACAGGCUCUCACAGCUCUGAGUCACCAAGAUCCUAUUGGAUGCAUAGAAGACUGUGUAUUAUGUGAGCUGGACAAAGAUCAUGAAACCAUUUUGGAUGAGAUGCGAGAAAAUAACUAUCCAGAGCAUCUCCUGUCACAACUGGAAGAAAUCCUUCAAUACGUUGAAGCAGUGUUGCCCAGAUGUAAAGGAGUAGAACUAGAGUCAGACGUGAUUGAGGAUUGUAAAAGUUGGAUAGUUUCAAUAGAUUUUGAUGAACCCAACACUGAUAUGUUAAAGAGCAUCCUUAUUGUCAUGUCAAUAGCUGUGAAGCAAUGCACCGCCUUCACCUCUUUAAGUGGAGAGAAGGUUCCAGGUUACUUCCCCAGAUUGACUCAGCUUGCAUCGCUGCUCUUACUGCUGCUACCUCAGUCCGGAGGGAAGAAGGGAUGCCUCCUGGAAAUUGGAACUGGUGAGGGUAAGACGUGCAUCUUAGCCAUGUUUGCCACUAUCCAGGCUAUACGAGGUACAGCAGUGGAUGUUGUGACCAGCUCCCCUCUGCUUGCAAUUCGAGAUCAAGAUGAGUGGAAAAAACUCUAUGAAGUGUUUGGUGUGACCUCAUCCACUGUUCCUCCACAGCAUCAGACUAAAAGUUCCUUUGAGGAUCAUGACAAGCAGCUUGAAGAAGCUUAUUCCAUGCAAGUAGUUUAUGGCACCGUUUGUACCUUUGCUGCAGACAUACUGAGGCAAGAGUUUGAGAAGAAAACGACUCGAGGCUGCAGGAAGUUUGAUUGUGUGAUUGUGGAUGAAGUGGACUAUAUGACGCUGGACAGUGGUGUUCAGGUGACAUUCCUGUCACAUCAAGCCAACGGCCUGAGACAUCUGGAACAAGUCCUGGCAAGCAUCUGGGCCAUGCUGUCUGUCUGCCGACCAAUAGAAAUAUUUGAAACAGGAGAGAUCCAAUGGGGAACUAGGAUCCAGUACUGCCACAAGGUUGCCAAGCAAGCUGUGGUUGGUUCAGAAACAGACUUUUCAGAGGCUGACAUACUGUGGCUGGGUGUGAAGCUGGGGCUUUAUUCUCAGGAGGAUUUGGAAGAAUUAAAUAAAGCAAUGAGUCAAACUCAAACAGAACAAGAAAGCACUGAAGAUACAAAAUGUAAACUCCUUGGAAACAUCAUGGCCAAGUUGGGACACCAAGAGCAGUAUCAGCUGUUCAGGGAACUUGAGACCAAAGUGCUUGAAGGCGUGGUGGUAGAUUGUUACUCACUUGUGAACAACAAAGCCAAGCUGUAUGGUAAGGACAGUUGUUCCAGAGACCCUGACAUCCGAAUGCUUCUUCUGCAGAAUGGAUGUGCCUGUGAAAUCAUGUCUGAGAAAUCACUCAUCGAGUCAGCUGUUGAGAAGGUAAAGUCUAGAAUUAAAUAUUCUAGUGAGUGUUGCCUAGACUCAGUGGAGAAAACUAAGGAAUGUAUUGUGAUUCCAUCUUUCUUGAAAGAAUACGUUGAGAAUCAGUUACCCAUUUUUGCAGAGAAUGCUUUGAGAGCCAUUCAGAUGGCACCAGGCAGAGAGUACAUGAUUGAGAAGGCUCCAGAAGCUGACAGACCUGGUUUCUGCGGUGAGGACUCUCAUCAUUACGAUGCCAUAAUUCCUGUGGACUUCCAGGCCAGUGGGGUGCUGGAGAAAAACAAGCGCUGGGGCGAAGGCCUUCAACAGUUUUUGGAGAUGAAACACCAACUGGCGAUUUCACAACUGUCCAAUGUAACAAAUUACAUGUCAAAUGUCCACUUCUUUAAAAAAUACCUCACUGGUAAAGGCAUUUUUGGAGUCUCUGGGACGUUAGGAGGUGAAGCUGAGAAAGCAUUUCUAAAACGGCAGUACAAAACAGCCAGUUACGUCAUUCCAGCUCACCGCCAUAAGAAGCUAGUGGAACUGCCUGCAGUUCAGGUGAGUGGAGGAAAGACGGAGUGGAUCCAGGUGAUCUGUGACACUACAUGGCGAGCAGCAGACAGAGGGCAAGUUGUUUUGAUAAUCUGCGAGGAUGUCAAGACCGCAGAGGAGCUGAGGAGUAAAGUAUGUGUGAGACGGCCUACCGAGAUAACCAUGUACACAAUCAGUGCCAAGCACAACAUUGAAAAGGAGACUUUCCAAAAGGGACACAUCAUCAUUGCUACAAACCUUGGAGGCAGAGGAACUGACAUCCAUGUUCACCAAGAAGUCAAUGAGUGUGGAGGUCUCUUUGUACUUCUCACAUACUUCCCUGGAAGUCACCGUGUUGAGAGACAGGUGUUUGGACGCACUGCCCGCAAAGGAAACCCAGGGAUGGCGCAGAUGAUACUGGACCAGGAUCUGCUAGCACCAGCAUACCAAGGCCAUUCAGUGGAAACCAUGAGACAAGUAAGAGAAGAGUAUGAAGUCAGGCGUUUAGAUGGUAUGGAGAAAAAUGAGCUGUUUCAAAUUGAAAUGAAGGAAUACCUGUUCUCCAUGUUUUGUGAAUUUCUUGGUGGCUUUGACAAGAAUUACACUGAAGAGGAGAGAAUGGAUGUCACAAGGCUGAAGGUAAAAGAUCUUCCUGAGUGUUUUAGGAGCCAUCGCCAAAAGUUUGAUUAUGAGAUAGCAAUCAAUGCUUUGAAGGAAUCGUGGGCUUUGUGGCUCAUCCUCCAUGAAGAGCAUCUCAGUAGACGAGACGAGAUCCACGUCCUGAAAGCAAACCUCAUUAAAGAUUUGAAGAAGACUGCUGGUCAAAUCUUAAAAGGGAAAAGCAACAAUUUCUAUGACUUCAUCAAACUGGCAAAAAGCAGAACUGAAAUUCACCGCAGCAACAAAAAUGAAAGUGACUUUGGAGCAUUAUCAUACUGGCAGAGUGCUGAACAGUGUGAUCCUUUCUACAGUGCUGUGGCUCUUUAUAACCAGGCAUACAUCACAGUCAACCUGCGCAGGAGUGGCUACAAAACAAAAGCAAAGCAGUUAUUGGAAAAAGCAAAGACUGCUGUGGAUGUGUACCUCUCAGAAUCAACAAACGCCAUGAUGUUUUACAAUUUGGCAGUGACUAAUGACUUUUUACCCCACCACAAAGACAGCAAUCUGCAGACGCAAAUAAAAGCUAGAAUGAGCGUCUUCAAAUGUUGGAAAGGAUAUAUCGAGAAUGCUCUGAAAAUGCUUGAGCACAUUGCCAGCAGCGAAGGAGAUGCUGUCUUAGAAGACUCCAGUGUUUACACUCUGUCCAAAGACAAAGACCCCAUCACUACCAGUGAACUAAUGGUACUCCACGAGUUUGGCCUCUGCGUUGUGUUUGAGGUUAAAAAGAAGCCUGAGUUUUCCAUUGACGCCUUUGCUUGUUUCUGUCUUGGGGUUCUCCAAGUUGCAGCAGGUGUUCUUGUUUGUGCUCUGUCCUACGGAAGUGCCAGCCAGUUUGGGCUUGGACUCAUCUGUGAAGGCGUUUCUGACAUGAUUGAUGGAAUAAAGGGAAUGCUACAAGGAGGCUUUGACUGGGCACAGUGGGCAAUCUCCAAAGCCAUCAGCAUUGGGGUGUCUCUGGUUUUUGGUGGAUUGAGCAAACUCAAGAGAGCUGCAAGUGCUGUCAAAAGUGGAGCAAAAGGUCUGAUGGCUGGGUCUAAAUGUAGCUCCAUCAUCACAGUGAAACAAUGCUUUAAACAUGCAGGAAAAUAUGCUGUUCAGGAACUGGGGAAGCAGGGGGGUGUCGCCGCGCUGAGCUAUAUCGUGAACAAUGGACUUACAGCUUUAUUUAAAAGGAUUCUAAACGAUACCUUCAAGGACAAAGUCUUUUCAAUGAUAAAAGAUAAUAGCCGUCUGGAUUCGGCUCUAAUAAACAUCAUUUGUUCAGCAGUACCAAAGACUGCCAUGGAGCAGGGGGUCACUGACUUCAAAAUAGACGUGGGGUGUGAGAAUGAAAUGCGUCGAUCAGUGGACAUAAUGACCCAUGACAUAAUCCCCGACCUGAUGAUAGACUGUACCAAUGUUGGUAAAGUUCUUGAUACACUUUCAGAGGUCUGUGGUUCUGUAGCACGGCACAUGGACAAACAGAAAGAGAUGAAAAUGUUGAGGAAGAUUUUGGAAUCAGCUCAGUACAUUAAACUUUGUGUAGAAAUGCUGAAUUCAUUUCCCACAAAAGAUGUUAUUGAAAAAACCUUUGUGCCAAAGUUUAUGCAAAGCAUGGAUCAGCUGUCACAGGAAAAGUACAACAAAGACGGAAGACACAAAUUAUCUGAUGUGAAACGACUGAAAACAGACUUCCUCCAGAUUAUAGCCACCAGUGUUUCAGACUCAUUUGUUGAAGCAUGUUCAAGACACAUGACCUCCAUCAUAACCAGAACCUGCAUGACCAAAAUAAACAGCGCUGCUGGAAAUGCUGUCAGCAACCUGCUGGGCAGAGCUAACACUCAAAGUUUCUUUGACAACCAGCUCUAUAAACACCAGACUAAAAAGAUCAUCCAAAGUCCAUGUGCGUCUCUAUCAACAGAGGAAAAACAGGACCUUCAUUGUUACAUAGAAGAAAUUUCAGACGUCAAUUGUCCUGCUUCAGCCUUGGACAUCCAUGUCCUCACUCAGAGUGAUGCUCUCCAAGGCAAAGGCAUCAGAGUGAUAGUUGUGGAUGCAGAUAAUAAGAAGCUUUCAGAGGAUUAUUUUCCAGGAAAGGACAGUUCUGCAGAUGACGUUGUCCUCCAGCUGAGGAAAGAUCCAGAAGCAGCAAAACAGACGAUCACUGAACGGCUUGCUGGUAAAACGAGGCCCUACGCUGGACAUUUUGAAAUUCUGAGGCCUGAUGGUUCUGUGACUCCAGUAAACUCUGAAGGUCAGAACUGCUUGUAUCACGCUGUGGUUCAGGCCACCAGCAGAAGUCCAGCUGAUGUGAAACAGAAGGCCUUGAACCUUCGAAAUCAAGUAAAAGAUUCUCUUCUACAGGAAACACACAGGUAUGCAGCAGCCCUGCACCUGCAGAGAGGAUAUGAAGAAACACAUCAAAGUUCAGGUAAAUACACCAUCAGGGGAGGAGGGAGAAAGACACAACACGUGAGCAAAGAACAGUUUAAGAACACGAUGAACACGACGGAGCUGGAGGAUCUACCUGAAGGUGAAAUCUCCAUUAUAAACACCUACAAUCUGGGUCUGGUUGGCACCUUUGAUGAUAUCAAAGGACUGCGGAGGACCAAUAGAUCCAACACCAAAGCUGAUAACAACAGCAAGCAUUCUCCUGUGAAUGCAGACCACAUCCCACCUAAAAAUACCUUCCAGAAAGCUUUCGAGAUGCUACAGAAACCAGAGAACGAAGAGCUAAAGCAGAGCAUUAAAACAAAGAACCCAAAACUGUAUAAACUCAUUGAUAAAAAUGGAAACCGUGGGCUCUGCAGAGAGGUUCUAACAGAACAUCACCGGCAGGCCCUGACCACCGGCAACAGCAAAGGGGCUCAUUUAGUCAGGGAGAAGCUCUCUGAAGUCCUUCUCUCUGGUGACGCCAAUAAACUGCUGAAAAUGUCUCUGAUCGUGGCCAAUCCAGAGAUGUCUGAGACUCUGAGGAGAGAUGCAGGAAUCCACCAGCAAAGUAAAAGAACUGCAUUCAUGUCCAGAGAAACAACCAGGAGUUACCACACGGUGGGAGACAAGCUGCUGCUGAAUAAAUACUGUGAGAUGGGAGUCAUCGACCAGAGUGCUAAAGAUGAUCUUCAGCAGUGGACCAAGUCCCAGCUUUACUCCAGGAACUCACCAGAAUAUCAUGAACUGCUUGAAACGCUGACGUCAUCUAGAAGAAAUCAGAAACAUUAGAGAUGUGAAUUUAUCUGCCUGUAUGAACUGGUUGAUCAUUUGUUCUUGAAAUACCAGCAUUAUUUUGGCUGUUAAAGGUAAUAAUUGGAUCUGGAACAGCAAACUCUGCACACAUAUAGAAUAAAGGAGUGACAACUUAUCUUCAA